AUGCUCGUCUGCCGUCCUUGGUACCACCUCAUCAAAGACGAUUCAGCAUGGCGUGCCGCAUUCCUCCGACGCUUCGCAAACAUCACCUCAUUCCCCUCUCUCGUCUCCACCGGUCUCUGGCGAGACGAAUACUGCUCCCGCGCCGACCAAAUCCGUAAAUGGGAACGUGGACGUGGCCCAUCAAACUCUCUUGAUUCACGCAUCGGACUAGUUGAUUCCUUCCAUGUCACGGAGAAGAGUGACCGCGUCAUCAUCGCCAACGGACACGGUAUCUUUUCCGUCGCAGAUUACACCACCGGUAAAGUGGCCAAAGACCUCCUCUUCGCCGGCGGCACCCCAACGAGCGCGGUAGAUAUGACAACCUACUCCCUCGCCCCCUCCGCCAUCGCCUGUGGCUUCUCAAACGGCUACGUCGGGUGCCACUUCCUCCAAUCCAAAGCCACGGAACGGACAUGGCGCUACUUCGCCGGUGGGCAUUUUGGACCUGUGACAAGAGUUUGGGCUGCGUCGCAUUUUGAGAGAGGGAAGGCGGGUGUUGUUAGUGUGGGGGCUGUGGAUGGGUUGGUGAGGGUUUGGGAUGUGUUUUCGGGGACGCAGGUUGCGCAGUACGACUUGGGUGAUCAAGGCCAUUACCCGGUUACGGAUAUUCUGUAUCAUGAGGAGAAGGAGGUGUUAGUUCUAUGUAACACCGCUGGUGAGGUAUAUGUUAUGGAGGGGAACCCUUGCAAUGGCGACGGGGUGUUGAGGAAGGUUACGCCGCCGCUUGAGACUCCCGAGGAUGGUGCGCCGCUCUCGAACCACACAGCUCCCUUCGUCGGUGUGGAUUUUGAGAGGGGGUACGUCUUCGUUACGACUGGUACCGUGACGCAACGCGUUCCGAUGCAACCCAAAGUCUCGACGAAGAUCGUAGAGUUCAAGGGCGGACACGAAGCCCAGAUCACAGCCAUGUAUGUCGACGAAUCACAGGAUCUUCCACUCCACGGGACAUCGACCUCUAACCCCGGUGGCGGCGCACGAUUCUUCGCGACGGGAGACGAGACUGGCGUCGUCUGUGUCUGGAACGCUCAGGAUGAGGCGGAGGACGGGGCUACUCACAUUAAACCCAGGGUUAUUAUCCCGGCACAUGAUGCUGAGGUUACGAGUUUACAUAUGACCCCGUUGGUUUUGGUGGUUGGGUUUGUUGAUGGUGUGGUUAGGGCAUAUGAUCCACUCACUGGUGACCUAUGCCGUCAAAUCAACAACAAGCUCUCCAAGAAAUUGCAGAGGGUCAUCGAAGCCAACGCUGGAUCUGCGUCGAUGAAUGACCGGUUACGUUUCGCAGCGAGGUGGGUUCGGGCGUGGGGAUGUAAGGGCGUCGUCGCGAUUGGCUCGGAUUUGAAGACGUGGGAUUUUGGGGUCGUGUAUCGGAGGCAGGGGAAGCGUCUCCCGCUGGGCAAGAAAAAGAACUCGAACGGCAACGGCAACGUUUUCGGAAAAAUGAAACUCCAAAAAGAGAUCUCCAUCGACGAAGCCGAGCUCCGUACAAACAUGCAGACCGAACGAGGCGCCCGGGAACGCAGGGAGAAGGUCGUGAAGAAGUAUAAUGGAGGCUUGGGGGAUGGGGUUGAGGGCAUGACAGAGAGUGAGAUGAUUGCGUAUGUGACGAUGAUUAGUGCGGAGGCGGAGACGGACAGGACGGUGGCGGGAAAGAUUGAGGAGACGAGGUUUGAGGAUGAGGAGGAGGGGUUGAGGGAGGCUUUGAGGUUGAGUGCGUUGGAGGCGGAACAGGGGUCGAGUGCGUCGUCACCGCAUGAAGAGGCUGCGGAUGAAGUGGUGAAGAGUUUCGUGGAUGAAGAGGUUGAUGAAGGGGAGGAGAGCUUCGACGAAUCGGUUUACAUCUUCGAUCGGUCACAACACGACACCCCGGCACCUUCGUCACCUCCUGCCUCUCGCUCACCAUGGGCAAGUCCAUCACCUGCUAUACGCUCACCACCCGUCGCCUCUAACCCCGCAAGACAACAAAGCUUCAGUCAUGUCACUGUCAGCCCUGAUCCGCGGUUACGAAGGGGCAAGACGACGGAGGAGGAGGAUUUGGAAUUUGCGCUGUUGCUAAGUCGCAUUGAGGCGCAGAGUUUGGAGGAAGCAGCGAAGAGAUAG
Saitoella complicata NRRL Y-17804 is the source of this 2136-nucleotide messenger RNA. Its product is annotated as WD40 repeat-like protein. Lineage: Eukaryota; Fungi; Ascomycota; Saitoellomycetes; Saitoellales; Saitoellaceae. The transcript has a single exon. The record is from RefSeq and is a predicted model, not a curated record. Gene Ontology annotation, molecular function: protein binding. The coding region runs from base 1 to 2136 and encodes 711 amino acids.